Molecule: messenger RNA, 661 nt
Organism: Suillus subaureus
Lineage: Eukaryota; Fungi; Basidiomycota; Agaricomycetes; Boletales; Suillaceae
Exons: 2
Coding region: 143-586 (147 amino acids)
Source: RefSeq, a predicted model, not a curated record
GGUCGACAUAUUGGCAGGAGGUGACGGUUUGGGUCCAGAACACCACCAGCCUGGGUGUCUAUUGCAUCGCCUCAUUUUCCCAGGCUCUCAAAAGCGUCGACGACGAUCAAACAUUCUACCUCGAUGAUCUUAAGCGAAAUCAAUGAUCUUCGAUCAAUCCUGGAGUCGGAGGCCCGACGGGUUUCAAUAUGAGCAUGUAGUGCUGCUCCCAUAUAUGAGCAUCGCAAUCUUCCUCCUCACUAUGGCAUUGCGGCGGGUUGAGUAUGGUAUGACACGGGUAGGAGAACGACUUUUGACCAAGUGUUUUGGCCCCUUGUUUUUCGAAUCUUCAAACUUACAUAAUUUCAGUUGGCUUCGAAACCUCAUGUGUGUGACAUUCUACCUCUUCUAUUUUGGCCACAAUGUGGCUAUGGCUACAGCCUUUUCAGCCGCACGGACCUUUCUGGAGGCUGCGCUAGCCCUCUUCCAUCAAAUUAAGAUCGUGGAUGCUACCACGAUGGCGGCCCUGCCUUCAACCUUGCGGGGUAUGAUCGACCUCCUGCGAUCAAAGAUUUCACCAAAAAACAUUUAUCAUCAUUCUGAAUAAUUUCAGCCAGUCUGUCUCAAUGAUCAUACACUCGUGAGUCAAAUCUCAGGUCCAAUAGAGUAUCAUUCAAACUAC